AUGGAAGAGGAUAGGGAUGAGAAAGCGGAAGGGGGAGGGGCGGUAGAUGGAAGGGUGAGGAAAAGGGGAAAAAGGGAUGUGAAAAGAACAUUCUUCAAAAAAGUGUCUUUUGAGCAAUUAAUGUGUAGCAAUGAGAUAUCGCUGGAUCAGGAACUGGCUUUGUUACAUAAGGAAAUGGAGACAAUCAGACUGGAAUGCGACCGUUUGAUCUCAAAACACGAAAAUGCCGAAAAACGAGUAAUAAGACAGAUGGCUCAAGCGGAUUCUCUGAUCAACACAAUAAGCAGCAUGCAUGACACUUGUGUUCCAGGCCGAUUUGACGAAACUUCCAGCGCCUACAAUACUGGUGGAGAGUCAUGCCGGAGUACACCACUAAAAUCAGAUGUUCCCAGCGUAAGGUGA
Messenger RNA from Enterobius vermicularis (human pinworm), 402 nucleotides. The record is from the annotation of a GenBank genome assembly. NCBI's taxonomy places the organism in Eukaryota, Metazoa, Nematoda, Chromadorea, Rhabditida, Oxyuridae.